Messenger RNA from Psylliodes chrysocephalus, 840 nucleotides. The record is from the annotation of a GenBank genome assembly. NCBI's taxonomy places the organism in Eukaryota, Metazoa, Arthropoda, Insecta, Coleoptera, Chrysomelidae.
AUGAGACAAAUAGUGUUAGUGUUGUUUUUUAUAUCAUGUGCUUAUGCACAAGAUGAUUUUGGAAGUACCGGUGUUCGGGUAGCUAUAAAAAUUUACGACGACUGUUCAAAAUCUAACGAUUUUAUGAGGUGCUUGAAGAUGAAAGCUGUCACUUUAAUAGAAAGAUUUGGCCGAAUGGAUAGUUUAGCUCUUGCAAACGGAGUUGUAGUUAUGAGAACUCCCGAUGCACCUAAAGAUGAACCUGAACUUACUGAAGAACAAAUAGACCAAACCUUAGAAAGAUCGUCAGACGCCAAAGAUGCAACCCUCAACAAACUGCUUAUGGAGAAAAUAAGUCAUUUUAUUGGUUCGAGAUCCAUUCAGGUCACUUUACCGAAAAUAUCUGUAUCAAAGCUUAUCGAAGAAGGUCGGAAGGGAGACUUCGACUUCGGAUUUGGUGGCCAUGGGCACGAAAAAAAAGGUAAAGGAAAAGGAAAGAAGAAAGGUCACGACAAAGGCGGCUUGAUGAAGGGAAUGAUGAUGUCAAUAGCAGCAAAAAUGAUAGGCCAAAUUCCUCUAUUCAUCUUCGGUCUCCUAAUAUUAGCCAAAAAAGCUCUCAUUAGUGCUAAAAUUGCACUUCUCAUAUCUGGAAUCAUCGCUCUCAGUAAAUUGUUGGCGUCUAAACGAAGUGGUGGAGGUGGAGGACAUGGAGGCGGCGGUUCUACCAUCGUCGAAUAUGGGGCCGGUGGAGGUUGGCAACAAGGAGGCGGUGGAGGUGGCUGGCAGUACGGAGGUGGUGGAGGUGGAUGGGAUCGAGCGCAAAAUUUGGCUUACAAAGCUCAAAUCCCAAAAGUUAAUUGA